Messenger RNA from Macadamia integrifolia, 636 nucleotides. RefSeq lists its product as uncharacterized. Lineage: Eukaryota; Viridiplantae; Streptophyta; Magnoliopsida; Proteales; Proteaceae. The transcript has a single exon. The record is from RefSeq and is a predicted model, not a curated record. Bases 1 to 636 code for a protein of 211 amino acids.
AUGGCACUUGAGGCCAAGAAUAAAACUGGUUUCAUUGAUGGGUCUCUCACAGCUCCUGCUUCUGACUCUGCGGAUUUUGCUCAUUGGGUUCGUUGUAACAGCAUGGUGCGCUCUUGGCUUAUGCAUUCCACUAUUUCUUCUAUUUCUCACAGCAUCCUUUGGCUCGAUUCAGCACAUGACAUUUGGGUCAAUCUCCAUGAUCGUUUUUCUCCAAAGAAUGCCCCUCGCACAUUCGAGAUGCGUUGUGCUCUCUCUACGCACGUACAAGGCACUGAUUCCAUUUCUGCUUAUUAUACCAUUCUCAAAGGUUAUCGCGAUGAAUUGUUAUCUUAUCAUGCUCUUCCUCCUUGUUCUUGUGGUGCACUGAAGACACUUCAUGAGUUUCGUGAACCGAUCAUUCUUCUAGGUUUAAAUGACUCUUAUGCAGCUGUUUGCAGCCAAAUUCUAUUGAUGGACCCCUUGCCUUCUGUCAACAAGGCAUAUUCUAUUCUCCUUCAGGAGGAACGACAACGAACCUUACAUGAUUCCCGUUCCACCAUGCUCGAUCAAGUUACCAUGGCUGUAUCUCGUCCACCAUUUGCUCUCACCUCACGUUUUGGUGGUUCAUCUUCUAAACCACACUAUCAUUGUACCUAG